Molecule: messenger RNA, 2076 nt
Organism: Rotaria sp. Silwood1
Lineage: Eukaryota; Metazoa; Rotifera; Eurotatoria; Philodinida; Philodinidae
Source: the annotation of a GenBank genome assembly
AUGCCGAAUAGAUUCAUUUCUAAGUUUCGUCGAGGAACUCACAUACCAAAAUCAACUGAGACAGAAUUUGGUAAAAUAACAGCAGUAGAAGAGGAAAAAGAUCAUCAUGAAUGGGAUCAUCCACUUGAAUUUGUAUUUUCUUUAAUUUCAAAUUCAGUUGGUCUUGGAAAUGUUUGGCGUUUUCCAUAUUUAGCUGCUAAAAAUGGUGGUGGUGCAUUUUUAAUACCAUAUUUUAUAUUAUAUUUUUUGAUUGGUGCACCAAUUUAUUAUCUUGAAUUAGCACUUGGUCAAUUUUCUAGUCGAGGUCCGGCUACAGCAUUUAUACUUGCUAAAGGAUGGCAAGGUGUUGGAUUUGCAAUGAUAAUAAAUAGUGUACUUUGUAUGUUCUAUUAUAAUGUCAUUAUAAGUUGGGCUUUAUUUUAUUUUAUUGCAUCAUUUCGAAAAACUCUUUUAUGGAAAAACUGUGGAUAUUGGUGGAAUGAUGAAAGAUGUUUUGUUCCUAGUAUUGAUAGUACACCAUUUACAGUUAAUGGAACAAUGUAUAAUUGUACUGAAUUACAAUUUCUUCAUAACACAGAAUAUUUGUGUGAACCAAUCAAUGCAAAAGAUCGAGUUACAGCUACAGAACAAUUCUUUUAUCAAUUACUUUUAAAUAAAAGUCAACGAUUUGAAGAUUUUGGUAUACCUCGAGUAUAUCCAGCUAUUUCAUUAUUAGUUGCUUGGAUUAUUGUUGGAGCAUGUAUUAUUCGAGGUGUUAAAUCUUCUGGAAAAGUUGCAUAUUUUACAGCUAUUUUUCCAUAUAUUGUUCUCCUUGUAUUAAUUAUUCAAAGUUCAUUAUUAGAUGGAGCUGUUGAAGGAAUCAAGUAUUAUGUUAUACCACAAUGGGACCUUGUUGCAAAGUUUGAAACUUGGCAAGCAGCUGCAUCUCAAGUAUUUUUCUCACUUGGCCUCAGCUUUGGCUCAUUAAUGGCUUAUUCAGCAUCAAAUAAAUUUAAAAAUAAUUUUUUUCGACAAAUGUGCAUUGUUGUAUCAUGUGAUUGUUUUACUGGUGUAUUUGCUGGUUUUGCCGUAUUUGCCACGAUUGGAUAUUUGGCAAAAGAAUUAAAUGAACCAGUUUCAAAAUAUGCUGAUGCAUCUGGUCCUGGUUUAGCAUUUAUAACUUAUCCAGAAGCAAUUGCACAUAUGCCAGCUAGUUCAUUUUUCUCGAUUCUUUUUUUUUUAAUGUUACUAGCACUUGGACUUGGUUCACAGUUUGCUUUAACAGAUGUUCCAAUAACAUCAAUAUUGGAAUUAUUUCCAAGAUUUAAAUCCAAUAGACAAUCAGCAGUGAUAAUUACUUGUAUUAUUUCAUUUUUAAUUAGUUUACCAUUUACAUGUCCAGGUGGUAUUUAUUUAUUUGAAUUAUUAAAUCAAUAUGCAGCAAAUGUAUCAAUGAUUGUUGUUGGAUUUUUUGAAGUAUAUACAAUUGCUUAUAUAUAUGGAUUUAAUCGAUUUAUGAAUGAUGUUAAAAUGAUGUUAGGAAAACGUGCAGCUGAAUAUUAUUUAUUUGUAACAUGGUGUAUCAUGGCUCCAAUUAUUAUGCUGGUAAUAACAUUUUCAAAUUUACUGGGUGCUAAACGAAUGUCAAAUAGCGCUGGUGCUGGUUAUGAAGCUUAUAUAUAUCCUGAUUGGAGUAUGGUUGUAGGUUGGUGUAUAUUUGUUGCUUGUAUCAUACCUAUUCCAUUGGUUUUUAUUGUCAAUUAUAUUCGAGAAUAUUAUGCUCUUGGUCAAAGAGGAAUAAUUCGAAAAAUUGAUUCAUCAAUUGACAAUGAUCUUUACUAUUAUAACAAGUAUUUCGAAAAACCUCGCUAUAUGGAAGCAUUUACACAAAAUAAUUCACCUCGAUAUGAUUGGGGACCAAAGAAAAGUGCAAAUCAUUAUGGGUUAUAUGCUCAUUUAAAAUCAAUCAGAUCAAAUGAAAACAUGGUUCUUGAUGCAUUAACUAAAUCAAGAACCAAUGGAUAUCUAAAUGAAAGUUUUCAAGAAGAUUACAUUACUGAUAAAAGUACUCUACAGACGCCAAGAGAACGAUUUUAA